GCAAACAAUCUAUUCCAAUUAUAACUCUGCAACCAAAACCCUUUUAUCCUAAAUACCUCGAAAACCACUGCCGCCGCCAGCUAUGGAGACCCCAAACAGUCGCCGAUAUCUCCAUCUCCCCCAAGAACUCACCGAAGAAAUACUGUCAAGACUUGCGGUGAAAUCUCUCCUGAGAUUUAGGUGCGUUUCGAAAUCGUGGCGUUGUUUGAUUGGAAGCGACCGAUUCAUCAAAACCCACUUGCAAACUUCGUCCAAAAACGCAUCUCUUUCCCAUCACAGGCUUGUUCUUCAAAAGCCUCUCAACUUGUUGGAUGAUAGGGUGAAUAUACUGUCGAGGGCCCCGGUUUUUAUCGUGGGUUGCUGUAAUGGGCUGGUCUGCUGCUCCAUUAAUCCGGAGAAAGGGCGUUUUAUAUUGUGGAAUCCUGCAACCAGAAUCUCCAAGGAAUUACCACAAUUCGUAAAGGAUAAUAUGCGUUGGUCCAUUGUCAGUUACGGGUUCGGUUGGGACGAAUCGAACGAUGCACACAAGGUGUUUGUUGUUAUGUGUAGUCGUAAGCGGCUGGUGGGUAAACUGGGUAAACUUUAUAACUCAAACACAAAUUCAUGGAAAAUAGUAUCUGAGUAUCCUGAUUUCGAUUUGGAAUUAAUAUAUGGUAAGGAGGAGUUUGUGAGCGGGAAGCUUCACUGGCUGAGGAAGAGGAGGGGCGGGAGUGGUGGAUGGUAUGCUGCCGACAUUGUUACCUUCGACUUGAAGAGCGAGGAGUUCGGAGUGAUGGAGAUUCCAUGUGAGUCGACGCGGAUGUUGAGCCUCAACGAGGGGUGCCUUAGAGUGGUUUGUUAUAACAAGAGAAUGCCCUUUGAUGUGUUCACUGGUGCACACAUUAUAGACUUGGAAGUGUGGGUAAUGAAGCAAGAUUGUUGGGUGAAAGUGAGGGAUGUUGUUGUUUAUGAGCCUUGUGAAAUUCUUCCACCAGUAGCCCCAUUCAGCGCACUCCAUGAUGUGGAGAUUGGGCUAGUUCGUGGUUCGACUUUUGAGCUCGACGAUCCAGCACAGGAUGAUCAUGUGCUUUCGCGGAUGAUCCAGCACAGGAUGAUGAUGUUGAAACUUAAACCUUUCUUUGCGGUGAAUCUCUACGUCGAAAGUUUAGUCUCUCCUACCCCUAACAAGAGGGGUAACUGUGCCUAAGAUAUAUGAACUUUCACCUAAUUUUAAUUUUUGCACAUGAACUGAA
Molecule: messenger RNA, 1232 nt
Organism: Salvia miltiorrhiza (redroot sage)
Lineage: Eukaryota; Viridiplantae; Streptophyta; Magnoliopsida; Lamiales; Lamiaceae
Product: F-box/kelch-repeat protein At3g23880-like
Exons: 1
Coding region: 83-1186 (367 amino acids)
Molecular function (GO): protein binding
Source: RefSeq, a predicted model, not a curated record